GCCUUGCAUUAUUCAAGAAACUACUUAACUUAAUUUUAAAAUACAUCGACAAAUAAACUAAUUAUUUUCAUCGAAUAAUUCCUAAAAAACGCAAUAAUUGAAAAUGAGUUUUGGACUCCCUUCUCUUAAAGUUAAACCAGAAAAUGCUGGUAAUAUCAACAUCCAAGAAGGCCCCUUUGGGGUACCAAGCCCUAUGGUUGCUGGACUCGGAUCUACAAAAAAUAAAUUAGGCAUGUCACAUCCAUUGCAGGUGUCAGAAAAAAAUUAUCAUUUAAAUGAAGAAAAGAUGAAUAUGGCAAUGCUUCGCAACAUCCAAGGUCUUCAUGCUCCUAUGAAGCUUUCAAUGGAGAGAAAGUUUGCUAGCAAGGUUGGCCAUCUUCCCUUCCUACCCAGUUCAAACCUUCAGCAUGAUGUAUUCACGGGCAGAUAUUUAGACAUAGGUUUUGAAGACAUUCUCAACACCUCAGAAUUUUGUGAAGUCAGCGGACAACCUCAUGCUGUGAUUGAAAGAUCUUUAGGCAUACUUUAAAUGCGCUAUGAUGCUAUCUAAUAACAUCUUAUUCACUUAAGUUUUUAAAUAAAUAUUAGUAAAACACAAA
Molecule: messenger RNA, 599 nt
Organism: Vanessa atalanta (red admiral)
Lineage: Eukaryota; Metazoa; Arthropoda; Insecta; Lepidoptera; Nymphalidae
Gene: Pomp
Product: proteasome maturation protein
Exons: 4
Coding region: 104-529 (141 amino acids)
Biological process (GO): proteasome assembly
Cellular component (GO): nucleus; cytoplasm
Source: RefSeq, a predicted model, not a curated record